CAUGGUGGGUGGCGAGGCGGCCGCCGCCGUGGAGGAGCUGGUCUCGGGAGUGCGGCAGGCGACCGACUUCGCGGAGCAGUUUCGCUCCUACUCGGAGAGCGAGAAGCAAUGGAAGGCUCGCAUGGAAUUCAUCCUGCGCCACCUGCCCGACUACCGCGACCCGCCCGACGGCGGCGGCCGCCUGGACCAGCUGCUGUCCCUUUCCAUGGUCUGGGCUAAUCACCUCUUCCUGGGUUGCAGUUACAACAAAGACCUCUUAGACAAGGUGAUGGAAAUGGCUGAUGGGAUUGAAGUGGAAGAUGUGCCACAGUUUACUACCAGAAGUGAAUUAAUGAAAAAGCAUCAAAGCUAAGGCAGAAGAUUCAUCACAUUUUCAUCAUUCAUUACAGGCUUGGAAAGGAGGCUGGGAUGGAUGCGACACUGACUACAGCAGCUCUCUUAAGACUUUUUGGUGUUAACAACAUGUAGGAAAAGAGGCAACUGGAAUGAAUGGGAAUGUUGUUUUGACGGGCGUUUUAAAAGUCCUCAUUCUUCUAUAGCUAUCAUUGUAAAAGUAUGCAUGGAUAUUUGAUGUAUUUAAAAAUCAUGCCCUCUUUUAUUUUCAGUUUUUGACUGUUGAUCAAAACGUUUAAAAUACCUGUUUUAUUUUUUUUAACUGAUGUAAUAAUGGCUGGCAAUGAAUUUUACACUUUGGAUUUUUCAACAGUACACCUUUAAGUG
This is a messenger RNA of Sus scrofa (pig), 720 nucleotides long. It is a transcript of the gene XTBD1, whose product is annotated as CDKN2A interacting protein N-terminal like. NCBI's taxonomy places the organism in Eukaryota, Metazoa, Chordata, Mammalia, Artiodactyla, Suidae. The record is from RefSeq and is marked validated.